AUGAAUAUUACAAUAUUAACAAAUAUUCAAAAUGAAUAUUCACCCUACCUUCAUGUGAUUCUUACUAUUACGUUUAUACUUAUUCUUAUUAUUGGCUUAUUUGGUAAUACACUUGUUUUAUUAUCAGUUAUGAGUAAUCAUUUAAAAAUUCGUCGUUCAUCUACAAAUCUUCUUCUUGUUAAUAUGUCAUGUGCUGAUUUAAUAAUUCUUAUUUUUAAUAUAUUCGAUAUUGUACAAUUUAUACUUGAUUCAUUUUGGCCAACGGCUUGGUAUCUUGGUUUAUCACUAUGUAAAAUAGUUCGUUUUGGUCAAGUAUUAGGUUGUUAUGUUAGUGUACAAACAUUACUUGUGAUUAGUAUUGAAAGGUAUAUUUCAAUAGUUAGUCCAAUUAAAAUCUCGCAGAUGAAUCGUCGUAAACGUCUUUAUAUCGUAUUUAUUUUCAUUUGGUCAUUAGGAUUUUUUUCAGCAUUACCAAAUCUUUAUUUACUUAAAUUACAUCCAUUUUAUAAUCGUCCAACAUAUUAUAUAUGUGGUUUAUCUGAUCAUCGUACACAUUCACAUUUAAUUACAUUUUAUAAAUAUAUUGAAUCGAUUUUAUUCUUCUUUUUACCAGCAUUUAUACAAACAAUUCUUUAUAUAAUUAUUUGCCAUAAAAUCUUUUUGGUUGAUCGUGUUGUACAAGCAGAUUGUCAUGCUCGACAAUUACAAGAAAGUAUAAGAAGUGAUACUCUUCAACAAUGUUCUGAUUCAAAAUUAAGUUCUUCAUUUCCAUCACCAUUGAAUGUAACAGCAUCAACGAUGAUAUCACCACGUUCACGAACUCAUGUUUCAUCAUCAACAACUAAUCAUGGAAAUAAAACACGUAAAAAAGCUGUGAUUAUGUUAGUAUUUAUUGCCAUAUUUUAUUUUAUUGCAUUUUCACCAGCACAAAUUAAUUUUAUUUAUACACAAAUAACUCAUUCACAUCAUCUUUAUGAAUAUCGUUUAUUUUUUAUCGUAACAAUUCUAUUGGCAUUAUCAUCAACAGCUUUUAAUCCAAUUUUAUUUUAUAUAUUUACGAAAUUUUUUCAACAUAAAUUCAAUAUUUUAUUACGUCGUAUGUGUACAUCAUGUCGUUCAUCAUCAUCAACAAGGCGUCAGAAUAAUAUUCCAAUGAUUUAA
Molecule: messenger RNA, 1161 nt
Organism: Adineta steineri
Lineage: Eukaryota; Metazoa; Rotifera; Eurotatoria; Adinetida; Adinetidae
Source: the annotation of a GenBank genome assembly